Musa acuminata AAA Group (dessert banana) is the source of this 665-nucleotide messenger RNA. Its product is annotated as auxin-responsive protein SAUR76-like. The coding region runs from base 75 to 467 and encodes 130 amino acids. Gene Ontology annotation, biological process: response to auxin. The record is from RefSeq and is a predicted model, not a curated record. Lineage: Eukaryota; Viridiplantae; Streptophyta; Magnoliopsida; Zingiberales; Musaceae. The transcript has a single exon.
ACAUUAAACAACUACCAACUUCUCUCAUUCUCGAGUUGGGGGUGGAGCCACCUCCAGUCACCAGAGAAGUCCGAAUGGCGAAGAGCGGGAAGCUGAACAAGCUCAAGUGCAUGAUAAAGCGUUGGCAUUCUUCGAACAAGAUCACGCGCUCGGCCGGAGGCAGAGGCGGCAGCAGCGACUCGUCCUCCCGGUCAGCGACGUCGUUCCAAGGCGACGAGAUCCCGCCCGGGCUCCACACAGUCUACGUCGGCAAGUCCCGCCGGCAGUACCUCAUCCGCUCUGACCUGGCCGGCCACCCGCUCUUCCGGGUCCUGGUGGAGAGGUCGGGUGGGUCCGCCGCGGACGACUCCGGGACGGUGGUGGACUGCGAGGUGGUGCUCUUCGAACACUUGCUGUGGAUGCUGGAGAACGCCGACCCGCAGCCCGAGUCGCUAGACGAGAUGGUAGACUUCUAUUCCUGCUGUUGAUGGCGAAGCAGAUGUGGCUCUUCUUAGUGUAAUAGCAUGCUUAAACCAUUCGUUUUCUCUAUUCUGUUCUAGAUUCUCAGAUGUGGAUGAUCUUAGUUUUAAGGAUGUCCUACAAAAUAAUCAUGUAUAUUGUUAUGCAAAAGAAUUCAAGGCUGAUCGGUUCUUGUUUCUGGCCCUAUCAGUCUCUGGAAUAGUAAG